Cherax quadricarinatus is the source of this 576-nucleotide messenger RNA. The record is from RefSeq and is a predicted model, not a curated record. NCBI's taxonomy places the organism in Eukaryota, Metazoa, Arthropoda, Malacostraca, Decapoda, Parastacidae.
CCACCAUGACAUCAUACAGGUCCAUCGCUGGGUCCUGGCCAUAAGUUCUCCAGUCUUCGAGGCCAUGCUGUAUGGUCCCCUGGCCGAGGGUGACCUGCUGCACCUUCCGGAAGACCCUCCUGAAGCCUUCAACUGGCUCCUAGAUCAUAUAUACCUCAACCACAGCCAGCUGCCGGGGGUGCAGCUGGCUCUCCAAGUAUACCAGCUAGCUGCUAAGUACCAGAUGGAUCCUCUGUGCAAGCUGUGCUCCCAGUAUUUGGUUCAAGAAGUGACGGCGAGCACCUUCCCUGGUGUAUAUGAGACAGCACUGAUGUUGGAAGAUGAUCAAUUGCUGGCUAAGUGUGCACAGGUAAGUUGUUGCAUUAGAGGGCCUAUGACGGCUUGUGCCGUGUGAGGGUUUAUAGAGCCACUGACAGCAUGUGCCGUAUGGAACCCAGGUCAGCAUGACACACUACACACAAGGCUAGAUUAAAGCUAGGCUAUAAGUAUCUUUGGCAGUACUGUUCGUAUGGAGAUGUCAAUGAUAUAAAAUGCAAAGCGUGUGGACAGAGAUAGGGCCAUAUACUGGUGUGUGGA